Messenger RNA from Andrographis paniculata, 1451 nucleotides. RefSeq lists its product as uncharacterized. Bases 106 to 1404 code for a protein of 432 amino acids. The record is from RefSeq and is a predicted model, not a curated record. NCBI's taxonomy places the organism in Eukaryota, Viridiplantae, Streptophyta, Magnoliopsida, Lamiales, Acanthaceae. The transcript has 4 exons.
CGUCGACCACACCCAAAAUCCCUCACCGAUUUAAGCUAGCUUCUCCGUCGGAGCUUUCUCCUCUCCAAUUCCUAAGCUCUCUCCCCCCUCCUCGCAGCCGCAUAAAUGUUUAAUCUAACACAAUGCAACCUCAAAUCGAGCCUUCGUCGCUUUUCAAAGGCCAUUAAUCCCCGGUAUAUCGAGGACGAAGGCGAUUGGUUUUACGCCUCCGAGUGGUGGGACAGCGCCGCCUCCAAUAGCCGCACCGUUUUCCGAGAGAUUUCCCGUGCCGGAAACGGCGUCGUAUCCGUCCUGGCUCAUCCUUGCUCAAAACCAGAUAGAUCUAACUGGGCAAGAGCAGAAAAAUGGCUUCAACAUCGGCGUACAGAGAUUUGCCCAGAUUAUAGAGGAAACAUUCGGGUUAGUGGCUAUGAAUGGAGAACACUUCACUUUAAUGAUUUUACUCGGGAAAGCACUGUUAAAAUAUUGGCUGCAUACACCGAAGACGAACCUGCCUCUUUGAGCUUCAUGCAACAACCAAAUUGUCUGGCUGUGCCAUAUGUGAAGAGUAUGAUUUCUGCUGGCUUGACUACUAUUGCUUCAUCGAAUUAUGACCUCAUCAGCAAUGCUAUAAAUGGGAAGCAGAAUAUGAAAAUUUUGUGCAUCGGUCAUGGUGGGGGAAGCAUACCUUUGUUUUUGGCCAGUAAAAUUCAAGGUGCUGUAGUCCACAUAGUUGAAAUCGACCCUCUUGUAAUAUCUGCAUCAAUCAAAGAAAUGGGGUUUCCUGCGUACUCGGCUAUCUCCCCAUCUGGCAAGCGUGCUCAGCCAAAGCCAAGUCCAUUUGACAACAUUCUCUGGGGAGGAACCCAUGAACGGAUACUACUAUUCAAUUCAGACGCAGAGAAGUUUGUUCUCGAAGGGAGCACCAUUUAUGACAUGAUCUUCAUCGAUGCCUAUGAUGGUGAAGACAUUUUCCCACACAAGUUAUGGCAACCUGACUCUCCAUUUGUCCAUGCUCUGGGGUGCCGGCUUCAUCCCAGCCAUGGAACUGUUGUCGUCAACCUGCAUUCAGAUGUUGACUUGUCGUCGUCAGUAGAUGCGCAGAGUUCACCCCUUUUGGCAAUGGGCAAGCAUACGAGGCAGGUAUGCCGUUCCUACAAACAUGCUCUGUUAGAUACCUGCCAACAUUCUAGCAAUGGUAAUGGUAUAGCAUUCACAGUUUCGGUACCAUGGGUGUGCAAUACAUCGCUUGUUGUAUGUAGAGGUUUGGGUGGAGUAGAUGGAAUAGAGGGCUUUCCCGGGGCCGGGUGGGGUAUAGGUAUGGCUUUGAACACGCUUAUGUCCAAAGCCCUCAAAGUAGAUAAACUUGUGAACAUGCCCUUUUCAUGUUUGCAAUACGUAAAAACAGGAUUCACUCUUGUGUAAUGAAUGAAUAAUAAUAAUGCCAUUCACUGGUUCCUGUUCCAACUAAU